CGCCUCAGCGGCGCAGCCUGAUGCACCCCAGGGCAGCAGCUUCGUACAGCGCGGGGAUCCCGGCCGCCCGCCCGCUCGUGUCACCGGGAGGGCGGGAGCGGGUCAGGGCUGGGGGCCCAGGCAGGACUCGUGAGGUGAAUUCCCGUCUGCAGCUACAGCAGCCCCCCACAUCUGUUUGCCCUGGAGGCCGCUGGCUCAGCCCGUGGCUGGGAAACGCCUCUGGACCGGGUGUGCUGGUUUUCAAAGAGCCCCCGCAAUGCGGGCGGAUGGGAUAAAAGGGGGAAACGGGCGGAGGGGGGAGAAGAGCCCCCCCCCCGCCGCAGCCAACAGUCAUUUCAGGUCACCGCGUUGCUGGAAGAAGCCCAAAGGGCUCAACCCCGUUUUUAAAAAGCAUUUUCUGGUCACCUUAGUACAUCUCCGGGAGGAAACGCCAUGGAAUUAUUUGGCCCAGGGUAGCACAUGUGGACAGGAGGAGCACCACUUGAUCCCGGACCUGCGAUUGGGAACUGCCCUUGACCCGCCAGUCAUCAAGAUAGGGGAAGAUCUGGACCCCAUGACGUCUGAGGUAGGCCAAUACCACAGACAUGAACUUUGUGAAUAUCCUGGGAGCAGUGGACAAGCCAAAUGGGAGGACCAUAAAUUGGUAGUGCUCCUGCCCAACUUUGAAAUGGAGGAAGCGUCUGUGUCCCUCGAAUAUACGGAUGUGGUAGUGCGUGUCCUACAGAUGGAGGGCGACGUACCAGUGCCUGGGAUCCAGGAAGGGGAUGAUAGAGGCCAGAGAGACCAUGCGGAACUUGAGCUUUACCUUGUGCUGGUUCAGGCCUCGCAGGUCCAGGAUGGGCCUGAGCCCCCCUUUGGCCUUCGGGAUAAGGAACUAGCGGGAGUAGUACCCCUUGCAUUUGAACUCCACUGGCACCACUUCCACCGCUGCUAAGCCAAGGAGCCGCCCCACCUCCAGCUUGAGCAGGGCCUCGUGAAAGGGGUUCCCCCAGGAGGGAUGGGGACAGAGGGUGGUUGGGUGAGGUAGAGGUCAACUGGGGUAUAGCCCCAGGAGAUGGUGUUGAGGACCCAUCAGUCCGAGGUCAGCCGCCACCACUCCGGGAGAAAAGCACACAACUGGUUGGAGAAGGGAAGCUUUACUGCUGGUGUGAACUAGUAGGUCACCCCCAGACGUCCCAUCAAAACUGCCAUUUCCCCUCCUGUUUACCCUUGGAGGGUCCAGGCUGCAUGGUAGACCGGGACUGCCUCUGUGGGCAUUUCUAAUAGUCCCAUGACUUUUUAAAAGGGGGCUCAUAUUUAGAGUAGGAGGCCUGGGUGGGAGCCUGCCUA
Gopherus evgoodei (Goodes thornscrub tortoise) is the source of this 1329-nucleotide messenger RNA. RefSeq lists its product as uncharacterized. The record is from RefSeq and is a predicted model, not a curated record. Bases 257 to 934 code for a protein of 225 amino acids. Lineage: Eukaryota; Metazoa; Chordata; Testudines; Testudinidae. The transcript has 2 exons.